Penicillium bovifimosum is the source of this 1257-nucleotide messenger RNA. RefSeq lists its product as uncharacterized. The record is from RefSeq and is a predicted model, not a curated record. NCBI's taxonomy places the organism in Eukaryota, Fungi, Ascomycota, Eurotiomycetes, Eurotiales, Aspergillaceae. The transcript has a single exon. Bases 1 to 1257 code for a protein of 418 amino acids.
AUGUCGACAGCAGGGGAUUGGUCCCCCGAGAAUCCCAUCCUGGCCUACCUGCAGACACUGGCCGCAAACAAGAAGACCCUCCCGUAUGGGCAACCUGUGGUCGCGUACGCCUCCGUCAAUCAUAUUGACUCCGCUUCACUUCUACGGCAGGCCGCAGAGAUCGGCCCCUAUAUCGCCAUACUACAAAUUCCAGCGAUUGUCAUCGAUGACUGGUCCCACGACACGAUCGAGCAGCUCCAGUACUUGUCCAGGAAACAUGCAUUUCUACUUUGGGAGGGAAGCAGGAUCUUGAACCCGAUGAUUAAUUUCAUGGGUAGAGCGGAUGCGGCGUUGGAAACAAGGCAGGCCUUGGUAGACUUGAUCAAGAAAUCAUAUACGGGGGGUCCAUUGAGGACAGCGACGUGGGCUAAUCUGGCCACCUCUUGGGCCCCUGCGGCCCCACUGGACCAGCAGGAAAACGAUGUGUUGAUACCAACCUUGAAACUGGCAGCUCGUGAGGCAGUUGCGACAACCGCGAAGACCAUCCAAACCGAAAUAUCCGCAGAGACAAACAACUACUCGUCUGGGGAGGAGGUGGAAGUCACUGUGCCAAUUGGGGAAACAACCAACGGGUGGAAAGAAUUCAGUCCGAAUAACACAGGAUCGGCGCUUCGAAAAUCAUCAACCAUCUCCGUUACAACCGAGUCUGUGCUUUCGCAUGCACAAAUCCAGGCAGAUAACGGUGUCCCACCUCCACCUCUACUGGCCCGCAGCGUUGCACUCUGUCUACCCAGCGCCCUUGAAACCGCGUUUACCCCCCAGUUCCGCCAAAGUACGAUAGUUGCCGCAUGUGCCAACUCCGAAUUUGUCAUCGGGUUCUUAACGAGCGACCCCUUCUUUGUGAACUACCGAGGAAAUGAUAUAUUUGAGCUGUCAUCAGCGAAUGCUAAAGGGGAUGCCCAACAGGGUAUAGACAGCAGCAGACUCGCUGCCUUGACCUACGUCACCGAGCACCGAAAGUCACUCGGUGUAUUCUCUCUUGUACCACCUGCUCUUGGCGCCGGCUUUGUGUUUGAUCCUACCUUCAAGCCUGAUGGCAGUGCACCAUCUGACACCGAGCCCGAGACUCCAGAAUCAGCGCAAUACAUAUACCAUAUCAUGGGGCAAGCGGUGGCCCUUCGGGAACAAAACCGAAAAGAGCGUGAAGCCAACGGUUCUGCAAAAGAAUCAUCCGCCGGUCCCAAUAUCAUGCAUAUUCCAGUGGUCCUUCUUGUAUAA